AUGCCGUCAACCCGAUGUUCUUGUAUUGCCAAGGAGUGUGCCAAAACUAUUGAUCUUACAAAAAGCAACACAUUUAGGGAAAUUUCAACACCUGCAUACGAGUGGCUACGUGAUCGGCUUGAGUCGAAAGGAAUAACUUUUAACAACGAUAAUUUAAUUUAUUUAUGUAAAGCUUGUGAAGCAAAAUAUCGAAGGGAGGAGAAACAGAUAGACGAAGAAAAUGAACGUGUGUUUAAAGACUCCACGUUAUCAGUUCCAAAUCCAAUUAUUCCAGCUCAAAAAUGUUUUCAAAUUCCCACGCAAGUGAAUUUUUGCUGCUUUUACUUAUUUGUAGAACACGAUGUCUACGUUUAUGCUCGGCAAAAGUGUUGCGGCUCUCAUUUGAAAGGUACACGUUUAAAUCCGGAUAUUACCAUUGAUACCAGGCAAUAUGAACCAACAAUGCUUACUAUCGAAGAAGCUUCCAAUUUAAUUUUUCAGUUGAAAAAUGAUAUAAAGAACAAACGAAAUCGUUCACUACUUUCCCUCGAUAAUCCGUUAAUUGAUGAAGAAGACCUGAAAAGUUGGACUGGUUGGAAGAAAUCAGAUUUACAAACAAUGUACACAACAAUAUCAGAUUCAAAAGUGAUGAGAGACAGUAAACAUCGUUCGGUGGCUGAUGCAUUAAUACUUUAUUGGGUGAAAAUGAAGACAAACUUGAGUUACAGUCAAAUUGGUACACUGUUUAAUUAUGACUUGAGUGCUGAGGAUCGAGGAAAACGAUUCAAUCAUUUAACUCCUCAACAAAUAGAGUCACAUGACACAAUCUAUUCAAAAAUGUUUUUUGGAGAUGGUAAUAAAAUAAUGUUAGAUGCCACAUACUUAUUUAUCAACAAAAGCGGCGAUAAUGUGCUACAAAAAAAAACGUAUUCUGGUCAGAAAAAGAAGCAUUACGUAAAAACCUUGUCAGAAACUUUAUCCGAUGGAUAUGUUUUAGCAGUUGAAGGACCUUUUCCAGGUUCUAAAAAUGAUGCACAAAUUACCGAAUAUUUAUUGGAAAAUGAUACUGAAUUAAGAAAAUGGUGUCAACCUGGAAACUGUGUAAUUUUUGACCGGGGUUUUGAUCGUGUACGCGAGCUUUUCGAACAAAUGGGCGUUGAUUGUAAAAUGCCAACUUUUUUAAAAUCAAAACAACAUUCAGUUGAAGAAGCAAAUCAUACACGACUGAUUACUAAAAUUCGUUGUUCAAUCGAAAUGUAUCAUGGACGAUUAAAAAAGUUUCAAUUUCUUUAUCAAACUAUCCCGAAUUCAUUAUUCGAAAAAAUUGUGCCGUGUGUAAAAAUCAUCACAGCAGCAUUAAAUGCGUUCCGUCCACCGCUUAUUAAACCAACUGACCCCGAAAAAGAAGAAAAGCUGGCAAAAAUAAUGAAAAUUCGAGUAGAAUCAGUCAAUACAUUAAAGGAAAGAGUGUUGGAACGUCCAUUUAAUUCGAGGUGCAAAUGGGAAAAACUAGACGGGACUCAAAUUGAUUUUCCACAGACGACAGAAGAUCAACUGAGAGACCUGUGUUUUGGUGUGUAUCAGAUAAAGCAGGCAAAAACAUACUCCGAAGCUCAUCUGAAUAAAAAUGACGGAGAUUAUGAAGUUGAAGUUAUAAAAGAAACAGACACAUUGAUUCGAUGUAAAACUGACUCACGUCAUUCCGGUUCUACUUAA
Molecule: messenger RNA, 1695 nt
Organism: Didymodactylos carnosus
Lineage: Eukaryota; Metazoa; Rotifera; Eurotatoria; Philodinida; Philodinidae
Source: the annotation of a GenBank genome assembly